UAGAUAAUCUAAGCAGCAAAGCAAACAGACAAUCCAAGGAAGCAACGAUUUCCAAAAAAGGCAACCAAUCUACAGCAAACUACCUAGCAGGGUCUCUUUUCUUAUACUUCGACAUUCAGAUUGCCUGCAAUCUUGGAGUUGAACACAGAAGAAACAGAGAGAGAGAGAGAGAUUGAAGCUUCUGGGCAAGGAAGAAAUGGGGACUUUAUCUGCCUCUCUUGUGCUUCCAGCAAAGCUAAAUCCAGAAAAGCAAACAUCUGAGCUUUUAUACAGAACCAGGAAAAGAUCCAGGAACAGGAAGCCCCAAUCCUUUGUUCCUAUGGCCAGGUUAUUUGGGCCAGCCAUAUUUGAGGCAUCAAAGCUAAAGGUUCUAUUUUUAGGAGUUGAUGAAGAGAAGCACCCAGGAAAGCUUCCAAGAACAUACACACUUACACACAGUGAUAUCACCUCUAAGCUCACUCUGGCCAUCUCUCAAACAAUAAAUAAUUCCCAGUUACAAGGUUGGUAUAAUAGGCUGCAAAGAGAUGAAGUAGUUGCAGAGUGGAAGAAGGUGAAGGGGAAAAUGUCACUUCAUGUUCAUUGCCACAUAAGUGGAGGCCAUUUAUUGUUAGAUUUAUUUGCUAGACUUAGGUACUACAUCUUCUGCAGAGAACUCCCUGUGGUUCUGGAGGCAUUUGUUCAUGGAGAUGAGAAUUUGCUGAAUAAUUAUCCAGAAUUGCAGGAAGCUUCAGUGUGGGUUUAUUUCCACUCAAACAUUCCGGAAUUCAACAAGGUAGAGUGCUGGGGCCCACUGAAGGAGGCAUCUUCAACCGGUGGUGGUGGCGGAGGGCCCCACUCCAGCAAGGAAAGCUUAGCAAGCAACCCGGAUAUGCCACAGCCUUGCCCAGAAUCUUGUGAUUGUUGCUUCCCUCCAAUGAGUUUGAUUCCUUGGUCCUCCUCCUCACACGACCUCUCGGGCCCCGCUCCCCCUCCUCCCCCGGGAGUGGGCCAACAAAGCUAAAUUAAAAUUCUAAUUCCGUCUAUCUCGAGAUUCAGAGGGGGAGGCGGAGAUGGAGAAAGUAAAUUACAGGAUGUGUUUCAAUGAUUUAUGCCGCCAGUAUACUGGUGGCUAAAGCUAAACUAAACUAAACUCCAGUAGGUGAAUUAUUACUUCAUCUUGUGUAGUAAAAACACCCACAUAUAUAUAUAGUUCAACAUGUAAAUAAUACUGCUGUAGAUUUUUUAGAUAUUUUUUUUUAAUGUGUGCUGUUUUGUGUUUGGAAUUUA
Molecule: messenger RNA, 1266 nt
Organism: Ipomoea triloba (trilobed morning glory)
Lineage: Eukaryota; Viridiplantae; Streptophyta; Magnoliopsida; Solanales; Convolvulaceae
Product: protein STAY-GREEN homolog, chloroplastic-like
Exons: 4
Coding region: 197-1000 (267 amino acids)
Source: RefSeq, a predicted model, not a curated record